CUGCCCCCCUUCCCUUCUUAGAGGCAAGGAAAGUGGCUUCACGAAGAGGGCGUUCAGAGUCGAGACAGGUGCAAGGUAACGAGCCCCGAAACGAGCUUCCGCCAAUGUUUUUGCCAUGGUUUAAAGAGCCACAGAGUCCCGAUUCCUAGAGUGAGAGGGAAGGAGGAUGGCAAACAGGCUGCCCUUUUCUGCGCCCCCCCGCGUGGAAACAAAGUGGCAAACUUGGUAGAUAAAGGGAAUGCUGUGGACGUAGCAUACCUUGAUUUUAGUAAAUCCUUUGACAAGGUGCUUCAUGAUAUUCUUGCAAAUAAGCUGGAAAGAUGUGGACUAAACAAUGCAACUGUCAAAUGGAUUUGUAAUUGGUUGACUGGCUGAAUACAAAGAGUGUUCAUCAAUGGCUCGUUUUCAUCCUGGAGAGAAGCAGAAGAAUAUCAACAGGGUUUUUUUCUGGACUGUCUCCUUCUUGCACAGGAAUGGAGCUGAGAACCUUGCAACUGGUUCAGGAACUGGUGACUUUUGAGGAGGUGGCUGUGCACUUCACCCGCACAGAAUGGGCCUUGCUGGAUCCAGGCCAGAGAGCACUGUACAGGGAGGUCAUGCUGGAGAAUUAUGAGAUGGUGGUCUCUGUGGGAACCAUUUUAGCUGCUGAUCUCUGCAGUGCUUUUGUGGUGGAGCGGGAGGAUUUUGGUGUGUUGAUCUCCCUGCAGCUCCUCCUAAUUUUGAAUGAGAACCUUCAGAUGUUUCUGAGGUUCUACCGCAGGAUGCAGAUCCGGCGAGCAGAACUGCUGUAUCGAGCGAUCCGCUCAAGGAGGCCAGGUACCAGGACAGCCAUCAGGGCAAGGAGGGCUCUUCUUGCUGGGAACAUCCGUCGUUUCUCUCAGGAGGCGAGGCUCAGUUGGUUUGCCCUGGCAUGCACUCCCAUCCCUCAUCGUUACUGGGUAUACCCCAGAAGUCAUGAUUGGUGGGAGACUGUCGCUCUGGCCGUUUGGGGUGAUGAACAGUGGCUGUAUAACUUCAGAAUGUCCCGGCAGACCUUUAUGGACCUUGUGGAAGACUUGCGAGGACAUCUUCAACGCCAGACUACCACGAUGCGGCAGCCGCUAUCUGUGGAGAAGCGUGUAGCCAUCGCACUGUGGUACUUGGCCAGUCCAAACACCUAUCGUAAAGUUCGCGAACAGUUCGGGGUUGGAGCGUCCACUGUUGCUGAAAUCGUGGUAGAGGUUUGCCUGGCAAUAGAGGCUCAGCUGUACAGGAAGACCGUCUGUCUUGGUCCUGAUGUGGAAAAGGUGAUGGCUGGUUUCAGCCAACUAGGAUUCCCUCACUGUGUGGGAGCUCUGGAUGGCUCUCACCUUCCAAUCAGGCAUCCAGGAGGGUUGCCUGGGGAAUAUACCAACCACAAAAAAUUCUCCUCCAUCCUCCUGAUGGCCACUGUGGACCACAGCGGCCGCUUCAUUGAUGCAGAGAUCAGGCACUCUGGAAGGAAUGAUGACGCUUUUGUUUUCAUGAACUCCAACAUCUGCAAAGCAAUGGACAAUGGGGUAUAUGUUCCAGGGAACCCGACUGUAACUCUACAAGGGGUCACUGUUCCCCCUGUUAUUCUGGGUGAUGGUGCCUUUCCAAUGCGUAAGUGGCUCAUGAAGCCAUACGCACCACCACAUAAUGCACUGGAGAGACAAUUCAACUACCACCUGAGUCAGGCCAGAAAUGUGGUGGAGUGUGCGUUCGGGAGACUGAAGGCAAGGUGGAGGUGCCUCACCGCGAAGCUGAAAGUCUUCCCUCAAAAUGUAACUUCACUAGUGGCUGCCUGUGUGGUGCUGCAUAACAUCUGCGAAGAAAAGGGCCAUGAGGUACCACAGGCGGUUGCAGAGUGUAGACCAACACUGGCACAACUCUGUGAGCCAGAACCCACAGUUGUGCAAACUACCACUCCUGCAAGGUACAACCCUUGUAACGACAGGCAUCUCGAAGAGGGGAAGACUGUGCGAGAUGCUCUUGCCAGAUUUAUUGAAAGCAGGAAGACCCGAUGACAAUGGGGGGUUCGGCUUGUGAUGUUCACUGUUUGUGAUUACGAGGUUUCACACUUUGAAUGUUUUAAUGUUGCUUAUUUCCUAAGAGUUGCAGUAUGCUGCUGCUGUUGAGAGCUGUGCUGAUAGGUUUCACUGUUUACAUGUUUGCAGUUGUGGUUAACUUAUAUUUAUUGAAUCAGAAAUUUGAAAUACAGUUAUUUGUUAGAGAAA
This is a messenger RNA of Sphaerodactylus townsendi, 2237 nucleotides long. Its product is annotated as protein ANTAGONIST OF LIKE HETEROCHROMATIN PROTEIN 1-like. Bases 474 to 2027 code for a protein of 517 amino acids. Gene Ontology annotation, biological process: regulation of DNA-templated transcription. Lineage: Eukaryota; Metazoa; Chordata; Lepidosauria; Squamata; Sphaerodactylidae. The record is from RefSeq and is a predicted model, not a curated record. The transcript has 6 exons.